Messenger RNA from Sesamum indicum (sesame), 2983 nucleotides. The record is from RefSeq and is a predicted model, not a curated record. Lineage: Eukaryota; Viridiplantae; Streptophyta; Magnoliopsida; Lamiales; Pedaliaceae.
AUUUUGGCAAGAUCCAGGUUCUCUUUUCAUUGGCCAUUGAGGUUCUUUGCAAAUUCCUUACCUCAUCUCAGGUCCAAAAACUUAAAUACAAAUAGAGAUUCUUUAUUAAUUAAAGACAGAAGAAAUCCCAAACCCCUUUGUCACCAUCCUUAACGACUCAAUUAUUUCUCGUCUCUGGAAUCAGAACUCACAGUAAUCCAACGACGAUUACAAGUCAACAUGAAGUCGAGCGGACACAAGUCUUUACGGGAUACCUCACGAAUUAAAGUCCAUGUUGUAAUUGCAUGCUGUCUGUCCCCGCCGCUCUCGGGCCCUCCAUUCAUCCCCUCUAAUUUCCCUUACAGUCAUUGAUUCUCCACCACUGAACAUCCAUGGAGAACUCUCAAUCUCUGGAGAUAUUUUCCUGUUUUUUACUACUUCUCUUCCAUUUUUCUUUUCAUUCCUGGGCUUGCACUUUACCUGAGCAGUACUUUAUCAACUGUGGUUCAGCUUCCAGCCCCACAGUGUACGGCCGCAGGACCUUCACCGGCGAUGUGAAGUCUGAGAAAAUCGUCUUAUCCUCCGGCGGUAACAGCCCAGUGGAAGAUCCCGGUUCGUCAGCCGCUGAACUCUAUCGAAGUGCAAGAAUUUUCAGAAAACUUUCUUCUUAUGAGCUUGAUAUAGCUGAAAAUGGAACCUAUGUGGUACGUUUCCAUUUCUUUCCCUUUCCGGCUUUGGGAAAUCUCUCUGAUGCCCGUUUCAACGUCGAGGCUUCUGAGUUCAGGGUUUUAUCCAAUUUCUCCAUACAAAGUGGUUCUAGUUUUCCACUUAUUGAAGAGAUUUUGCUUACAAUUCCCCCUGGAAAGUUCAAGAUUAAAUUUGUGCCUUCUGAAGAGAAUUCUUUUGCUUUUGUAAAUGCAAUGGAAGUUUUUCCUGGCCCACCGGAGUUCAUUCCUGAUUCUGCUGUUCUUGCCACUCGAGGAGUGGACAAUUAUAACGGUUUGUUGUCUUCUCCGUUGCGUGUAAUUCAUAGGAUCAAUGUUGGGGGCCCAAAUAUUAUGCCGAAUAAUGACACCCUUUUGAGAUAUUGGAUUCCUGAUGAUUAUUAUUUGUUCAAUAAGAAUACAGCGAAGAACAGUGGAACUUAUGGUGGGACGAUUAAUUACCAGAGCCCAGGGGCUACAGACUGUGAUGCCCCUCCUUCUGUUUACAACACGGCCAAAGAGAUGAACAUUGUUGAUAAUAGCAGUCAGCUUCCCAUGUUCAAUAUUUCUUGGUGUUUUGAUGUGAAAAAAGGAGCUAAACAUCUUGUCCGGGUGCAUUUCUGUGACAUCAUUACUAGAGCCAGAAACGAGUUUCUGACGUUUGAUCUUUUCAUUGAUAGUCAGUUUAAUCAGAAGAUAUAUCCUUAUGGUGCUGUUUCUCGGCCUGCAGCGCCUUUCUACUAUGAUUUUGUGGUCGAUUCAGAUAAUUCGGGGUUUUUGAAUAUCAGUGUUGGGCCUCGAAGUGAUUCUCGUAAUCCAACUGCUUUUCUAAAUGGAGUUGAGAUCAUGGAGCUCAUCACUGGUUUGGCUUCAUCUACAGGAGGAAGUGAUUCACCAAAACAACAUUUACUGAUCAUCAUUGGUUCAGUUGUUGGAGGUGUGAUUUUAGUCCUUGUUCUCUUGAUAGUGGUCUUCUGUGGUUUGAAAAAGAGAAAAUGGAAGCCUGUUGAGGCUUUUGACUGGCCAUUGGCACAUCUCUAUGGAGGAAGUACAUACAGCAGAACUACUGAGAGAACUGUCACCAGCUCCCCUGCUGCUGAUUUUAACCUUGGUUUGAAGGUCCCUUUCACCGAAAUUCUCUAUGCCACAAAGAAUUUCAACAAGAAACUUCGCAUUGGUGAGGGAGGAUUCGGGAAAGUGUACAAGGGAACGAUGAGGAAUGGUACAAAAGUUGCUGUAAAAAGAAGUGAGCCAGGACAUGGGCAGGGCCUUCCAGAAUUCCAAACGGAAAUAAUGGUGUUAUCCAAGAUUCGCCACCACCAUCUUGUUUCGCUGAUUGGAUAUUGUGAUGAAAGGGAUGAGAUGAUACUAGUCUAUGAGUUUAUGGAGAAGGGAACAUUAAGGGAUCAUCUCUAUGUUUUGGCAGGAGAAUCUCGAGAAUCAACAUCCAGGUCUACGUUAUCAUGGGAUCAAAGGCUUGGAAUUUGCAUUGGUGCAGCCAAAGGUAUUCACUAUCUCCACACUGGUUCUAGUGGUGCAAUUAUCCAUAGAGAUAUAAAGUCCACAAACAUCUUGCUCGAUGAAGAUUAUGUGGCUAAAGUUGCUGAUUUUGGGCUUUCUCGAUCAGGCCCUCCCGAUCAAACUCACGUGAGUACUGCUGUUAAAGGCAGCUUCGGCUACCUUGAUCCUGAAUACUUUAGAUGCUUACAACUAACUCAAAAAUCUGAUGUGUAUUCCUUUGGAGUGGUACUUCUUGAAGUACUUUGUGCAAGGCCAGCCAUCGAUAACUCGCUUCCAAGGGAGCAGAUUAACUUGGCUGAAUGGGGACUUUCAUGGCACAGAAAGGGGCAGCUGGAGAAAAUUGUGGAUCCUUUGCUUGUGGGGAAAAUUAAUCCCAGCUCUUUGAGGAAAUUCGGUGAAACGGUAGAGAAGUGUUUGCAAGAAUACGGAGCUGAUAGGCCCAACAUGAGUGAUGUGAUGUGGGACUUGGAGUAUUCUCUGCAGCUUCAACGCACGGCCGUGCCUAGAGAACCUUAUGAAGACAGCACAACAGAUGUUUCGUGGAAUUUUCAGAUGAACAUUCUUCAGAAGUUGCCUUCUCAGAGCAUCCAAAUUGGUGAAGACGAACUCCAGCAUGACUCGACCCACAACUUUUCAGAUGUUAGUCAAGUUAAUGCUAGCGAGGUGUUCUCGCAACUGAGCAUUGAUGAAGCCAGAUGAUUCUGGUCUUUUUCUUGUUUCUUGUCGAUUUUAUUCCAAAAUGUAUAAUAAAGAUGUAGUCUUUUUUGCACUUGCUUUUA